GCGGCCGCUGCGGCCAUGGGGGCCCUGACGAGCCGGCAGCACGCGGGCGUGGAGGAGGUGGACAUCCCGUCCAAUUCCGUGUACCGCUACCCGCCCAAGUCCGGAAGCUAUUUUGCCAGCCACUUCAUUAUGGGAGGAGAGAAGUUUGAUUCAACCCAUCCUGAAGGUUACCUGUUUGGAGAAAACAGCGAUCUGAACUUUCUGGGGAACAGGCCAGUUAUGUUUCCUUAUGCCGCCCCACCUCCCCAAGAACCCGUGAAGACUCUGAGAAGCCUGAUCAACAUCCGAAAGGACACACUGAGACUCGUCAAAUGUGCUGAGGAAGUGAAGAGCCCUGAGGAAGAGGCCGGCAAAGCAAAAGUCCACUACAAUGUCGAGUUCACCUUCGACACAGAUGCUCAGGUAGCCAUCACCAUCUAUUAUCAAGCCACCGAAGAGUUCCAGAAUGGUAUUGCCAGCUAUAUUCCGAAAGACAACAGCCUCCAGUCGGAGACUGUGCACUACAAGCGAGGGGUGUGUCAGCAGUUCUGCCUGCCCUCCCAUACCGUGGAUCCAUCCGAAUGGUCUGAAGAGGAGCUUGGCUUUGAUCUGGACCGAGAGGUUUACCCAUUAGUGGUCCAUGCUGCGGUGGAUGAAGGAGAUGAGUAUUUUGGCCAUUGCCAUGUACUGCUGGGUACUUUUGAGAAGCACACAGAUGGGACUUUCUGCAUCAAGCCGCUCAAACAGAAACAAGUCGUAGAUGGGGUCAGCUACCUCCUUCAGGAAAUCUAUGGAAUUGAAAACAAGUGCAACACACAAGAUUCUAAGGUGGCUGACGACGAAGUGAGUGAUAACAGUGCUGAGUGUGUGGUAUGUCUCUCAGAUGUUCGGGACACCUUGAUUCUGCCCUGUCGCCACCUCUGCCUCUGUAACACCUGUGCAGACACCCUGCGCUACCAGGCCAACAACUGCCCCAUCUGCCGACUGCCCUUCCGGGCACUGCUUCAGAUCAGAGCCAUGAGGAAAAAAUUGGGCCCCUUGUCCCCAACCAGCUUUAACCCCAUCAUCUCAUCCCAGACAUCUGACUCUGAAGAGCAUUCAUCCUCAGAGAAUAUUCCACCAGGUUAUGAAGUGGUGUCUCUCCUGGAGGCCCUCAAUGGGCCCCUCACCCCAUCCCCAGCAGUCCCUCCACUUCACGUGCUUGGGGAUGGCCACCUCUCAGGAAUGCUACCUUCAUAUGGCAGCGAUGGCCACCUGCCCCCUGUCAGGACGCUCUCCCCACUUGACCGCCUGUCUGACUGCAGCAGCCAAGGACUCAAGCUCAAAAAAAGUCUUUCCAAAUCCAUUUCCCAAAAUUCCUCCGUGUUGCAUGAAGAGGAAGAUGAACGUUCUUGCAGUGAGUCGGAGACACAGCUCUCUCAGAGACCAUCAGCUCAUCAUCUCAGAGAGGAAUGUGGUGUCACUCCAGAAAGCGAAAAUCUCACCUUGUCAUCAUCGGGAGCUAUCGACCAGUCAUCUUGCACAGGGACGCCUCUCUCUUCCACAAUUUCCUCCCCAGAAGACCCUGCCAGUAGCAGUUUGGCCCAGUCGGUCAUGUCCAUGGCUUCCUCCCAGAUCAGCACUGACACGGUCUCCUCCAUGUCUGGCUCCUACGUCGCCCCUGGCACUGAAGAGGAGGGAGAAGCUCUCCCUUCCCCCCAGGCUGCCUGCAGGGCCCCCUCAGAGGAAGGAGAGGGGAUGCCAGUGGAGUCUCCGGAUAGCAACUUUGCUGACCUCCCAGCAGGAGGGCAGGAUGCAGAGGGAAACGAUGUCAUAGAGGAAGAGGAUGGAUCACCCACACAAGAAGAUGGCCAGAGGACAUGCGUAUUUCUAGGUAUGGAGUGUGACAAUAACAAUGACUUUGACAUCGCAAGCGUGAAAGCACUGGACAAUAAGCUGUGCUCUGAGGUCUGCUUACCCGGUACCUGGCAGGCUGAUGACAACGUUGUCAGUCGUCGGAACACCCAGUGCCGGCGUUUAUCAUCCAGCAGCCUGGAGGACCCUGAGGACAGGCCCUAUGUGUGGGGUCCAUUGGCUGUCUGAGCACCUCAGCCCCUGAACCCAGGCUCCCCUCCUGUCCUCGCAUUCCAUCGUCCUCACUGGGCCGCCGGCCUCCUGGGCAAGACACGUGCAGACUUUAUACUCGUGUGAGAGCUGAGCGUUGAGUUCAGCCUGCUACUUCUCCCAGCCUCCUCUCCUGUAACCAUGAUCCUUCCCCUCUCAGAAGGGACUGGAAGCCCUCCUCUCACCUUGUGGGCUGAAGCCACUUGAUGAACUGCAGCUCAGGAGACCCUUGCAGAGACUCUCUGGAACAUUCUGCGUGUCUUGAUCUUCAGGUGGAGCUGGGAUCCACGGGCUAGUUGUUUCUUACGCACCGUUUUUUCCUUAGGGGGUAGACUGAGAAGACUCAGUUUCUGCAACUUUGUUACAAAUACCCAUCUGGCAUUUCCUGGUC
This is a messenger RNA of Galeopterus variegatus (Sunda flying lemur), 2473 nucleotides long. RefSeq names its product ring finger protein 157 (gene RNF157). Gene Ontology annotation, cellular component: cytoplasm. Bases 16 to 2061 code for a protein of 681 amino acids. Gene Ontology annotation, molecular function: ubiquitin protein ligase activity. NCBI's taxonomy places the organism in Eukaryota, Metazoa, Chordata, Mammalia, Dermoptera, Cynocephalidae. The record is from RefSeq and is a predicted model, not a curated record. The transcript is spliced from 19 exons. Gene Ontology annotation, biological process: protein ubiquitination.